Molecule: messenger RNA, 1202 nt
Organism: Bursaphelenchus xylophilus (pine wood nematode)
Lineage: Eukaryota; Metazoa; Nematoda; Chromadorea; Rhabditida; Aphelenchoididae
Source: the annotation of a GenBank genome assembly
AUGUUGAAUAUUCCGAAAGAAUUGUCUCCUAUUUCUCCGUUUAUUAAAAUUGCUCAUGAACAUAAAACGAGGGAUGUUACUGUUUAUUACUGGAGUAAGUUGCAAUCCUUUUUUUUAUUGUAUUUUGUAGCUCUUAUGCAUGCUACAAAGCUGGCCAUGGAUAUGAGAAAAGACUCGGUUGAAUCAAAAACUUAUUUAUUGUUGCUACUGGAUGAAAUGGAAGAUGUAUGUUUCAUAUUUAAAAAUUUUUCAUUAAAAAAUAGGUUAAGAAACAGAACCCAGAGAAUGAGUCACUUAAAGUAGACGUCAUUGCACAAGCGUAUAUAGAAGAGCAAGCCAGGAAGUUCUUUGCUUUUGCUGAUGGGAAAGAUAGGAAUGGGGAAUUUAACAAGAACGUGGUCAAGGCUUUUUACACUGCUGGGUACCUAUUUGAUGUUCUUGCCGAAUUUGGAGAGUUGGAUGAGGCGAUUGUGGUAAGAUUACUUAUUUUUAUAAACCCUCCUUGUCUUUAGAAUAACCGUAAAUACGCAAAAUGGAAGUCUACUUAUAUUCACAAUUGUCUAAAGAAUGGAGAAACUCCCGUGCCUGGACCGCCACCCCGAGACGAAGGUGAAGAAUUGGCUAAUGAAUUUGCUAAUAUUGAAUUUAAACCACAACCUCCACCUCGAACUUCUCCACCUGCUAGUGGAGUUCCUCAACAUCCAGAUUCACAGGGAUUUGGUUGGAAUCAUCUAAACUCGGCUGGUGGAAAUCCUGCCAGUAAUCAGAACAACUUUUCCCAACCACGGAAUCAGUUUGAUAAUAACCAGUUUUAUGCGCCAUCCGGUCAGGCUAAUUCUUCAUCAAUUGGGCAGCCCUUUGUUCCUCCUGCUAAUCCCUCUUACCAGUACAAUCAUGACAAACCUUCUUACCCUCCAGCGGUCCCCCCUCCUUCAUACGUACCGUCUUCUUUUCCUUAUCCUCCAACUCAAUCGUUCUCUUCUGGGGUUGAUUCCCCCUCCGGUCAAAGUAAUGGAAGCAAAGGUAACUAAAAUAAUAUCAGCAAUUAUAUGCAUUAUUUAAAAUCGUGUCUUUCAGUAAGUCUCGAGGAUUACAUUGAAGCACGUCGUCUUUGCAAAAUGGCCUGCUCAGCCUUGGAUUACGAAGAUGGAAAAACGGCGAUUGAUUUUAUGGAAAAGGCCCUGAAGGUAUUGAAGAAGUGA